AUGACGACGACGCCACCUUUCCCUUUCUCACCCACUCCACCCCCAAGCACAGAUCUACCAGACCCACCAUCUCUCCUCCUCCACCCAAUCACCCCAAUCUCACCUCAUCGCACCUCUCCCUCUUCACCCCAAGGGCCAACUCCCACCAACCCACCACCUCCCGCCCUCUCCCAACGCCCAAUGACACCCCGCGAACCAACCUCAACCCCCUCCUCAAGCUCAUCAUCCAUCUCUUCCCCUCUCACAAUCCCCCCAGUCAGCACACUCACCACACUCCGCCCGCUAGGGGGAAGGAGACGCAGCAGCCUCCGUCCGGGGUUCUGGAUCCCUCAAGGCAGUUUACUGAGGAACGAGAGUAAGGACCCCUCACUCCCCGGGUCGGGGGCUCAGACACCCAUGUCUGCCGACUCGCUCAAGAUACGCGACCCGGCGGCGAUGUCUGUCUCUUCUGACUCUAGGGCGGGCAGUGACUGGGGCGGGGACGGGGGCGACCAGGACCAGGAUCAAGAUCAGGAAGACGUGUUUGGGUUUGGGGAGAGGGAGACGGAGGGUAUGAGCCUCGAUGAGCAGGAGACGUUACGCGCUGCAGGGAGGGAAGAGAGAAGGAAGCUCGAGGAGAUAUUCGGUCAUCCCAGGGAGGGGGAGGGGGAGCCCAUGAGCCCCGAUAUCAGUUCCAGUUCUCACCCCCGCCUGCCCUACCUCGCCCGUGUCACCCGCCUGCUAACACUUGAGACCUCCCCCAUGCCAGAAAUAGAGUCCGAAGCCGCUCUCCAGCGACUCAUGUCCUCCGCCUCCCUCCCCCCCACACCUCUAAGCAGCGUAUUCCGCAAAUCCCACUCAGGGGUACAUAACCGGUUUCCUGAGAGCGCGGUCCUGGAGGAGAGCGAGAGCAGUGAGAGCAGCGAUGAGGAGGAGAUGGAGAUGGCCAAAGCGGCGGUGGUGGAUGAGCUUGGACUUGGGCUUGGGCUGGGGUUGGGGGUGGGCGCGAACGCUACUGGCGGGAGCGGGACGAGUGCGAGCGCUACCAGCUCAACGUCUCUCCCUCUUCCUGCUAUUUCCACCGGCACCGGCACAGGGGCAAUCCCCAUCCCUUCAGCAGAAGAAGACUUCCCAGACGACAUAAGCAUGAGCGAAGGCAGUAUCUGGGGGAUGCGCGCCAGUCCCAUCCUAGAACGGGCGAUGUGGGCCCGCUCGGGGGGGAUGGACCUUGAUGUUCCGCUUCAAAAUUUACCGUCGCCAUACCGGUUGACUCCGCCGCCGUACACGAGGAAAAGGAAACGUUCGCCAUCCCCUUCCCUCUCCACCCAAUCCCAGCCUCCGACCCAAAACCAAACCCAAAAUCAACAGCAAAAAGAAACCCAAACACAGCCAAUACCUAUCAAACGCCCGCGCCUCUCCCACCUCUCGACCCCAACCAACACACCCCUAACACCACAUUCCCUCCUCCCGCCUUUCCUCCCUUCCUCACCCACCACAACCACGACCACAACCGCCGCCGCCGCCGCCGCCAACAACAACAGCAACAGCGCCACCAACAGCACCACUGGUAGCACGACCUCCACCCCCGGCCCCCUCCGCCCUCUAGCGCUAAACGGAGUAGGAGCAGUAGCCAACUCCUCCCCCCGCUGGGCCCGAGCAGGGCUAGGCGGCGGCCUAGGGCUAGGGCUGGGGUUGGGCUUGGGAGGGAGGGGGAAGGAGCUGGGAGAGAAGGACAGGGAGAGGGAGAGGGAGCUGGAGGCUGGAGAGGGGGUUAGGAGGUUGAGUUUGCAUGAGUAG
Dacryopinax primogenitus is the source of this 1776-nucleotide messenger RNA. RefSeq lists its product as uncharacterized. The transcript is spliced from 3 exons. Bases 1 to 1776 code for a protein of 591 amino acids. NCBI's taxonomy places the organism in Eukaryota, Fungi, Basidiomycota, Dacrymycetes, Dacrymycetales, Dacrymycetaceae. The record is from RefSeq and is a predicted model, not a curated record.